AUGACCUACUUCUCAGAGAACUCCAAAAGUAUCGAUUUUCCGCUAGUUACAGAUGAGCUUGAAUACAGCGAUCCUCUCAUCCCCAUAAAGCUCCACGUUGCCUAUCUCCCUAACUCGUUACUCACAUCAUUUGUUAUCGAAAGUUCUACCGCUGAAGAAUCUGAACUUUUCGAUAACGCUGCUGAGUUAUAUGACUCAGUAAAAUAUGAUGAAGAAAUCGAGCUUCUAGGCCGACCAGAAGCAGCCCAGAAUUUCCGCUUUGAAAAGGUUGAAAAAAAUCCUUGUGUCCUCCAUGACCGAUUUUUCUUCGGAAAAGGAGAAACUGUCUUCAAAAAUGGGCUGAAAUACACAGGAGAUAUGAAUUUUUCGCUGAUGCAUGGAAGAGGAAUUAUACAAGGGGACGGAUUCAAGUAUACAGGGACUUUUAGGAAUAAUGAAAUUGAAGGAGAUGGGAGGUAUGAAUGGAAAAAUUCAGUUUAUGAUGGAGAAAUUAGGAGAGGGACAAGAAACGGGGAUGGAGUUUUGAACUUUGAAAAUGGAGUUAUAGUGUAAUGAAUUUCUAGGAUAAACUGAAUCGAGUCGUGGGACUAGUUUAUAUAUAAAUUAAUUAUUUUUUUACCUAAAAUAUGAGUAAAUUUAUUAGAGUAUAGAUACUUAUAAUGGACAGUGAAGGGAAGGGCUAAGAGAGGGAUAUGGAAAAGUUGUAUUCCCUAGCGGCCAAAGUUAUGAAGGAUAUUGGGAAAAGGGCAAAAAACAUGGAUAUGGAGUUCUAAAAUUCGCUUCGGGGAAUGUUUAUGAAGGAAAUUUCCAAAACGACAAAAUGUGUGGACAAGGGACUAUGUUUUGGAAUACAAAAAAGGAAAAAUACACAGGAGAAUGGAAAGACAGCUUAACCCAUGGCUAUGGGAUCCAUAUUUGGCUUGAUUCCAAAGGGAAUAAGUUACUCAGAAAUAGAUAUGUAGGACAAUGGGCUUUUGGAAAGAGGAAUGGCCAAGGCACAUUUUACUAUGCAAAUGGGAGUAAAUAUGAAGGAAACUGGGUCGAUGACUUAAAAUCUGGGCAGGGGACAAUGACUUUUGAAGAUGGCUCAGUCUAUUCCGGAGCUUUUGAAAAUGACCAUAUGGUUGAUCGAACGCUAUCUGGGCAAGUUGAAGUUAGAACUGCUACAUCUCCAGUAGUCGCCCAAGCAAACACCACAGCUGCUGCCAACACUACAAAAAAAUCCAUCUUGAAAAACAACCCUCAAAAAGAUAAAAACGCUAAAGAAGCUCCAAUAACCCAAAAAAAAUCCCCAGAUGGUGGUAUGUUUGCUUCAAAAAGAUCAAAGCGCCAGGUUGAGGCUAACCCAUUUAAAAACUUACUUGACAUUACUGAUAUCACUAUCUUUGAAGAUGACGAAGAAAAGGCUGAAAAAGAAGUCCAAAAUUUGCUAUAGUAAAUUUAUUUGAAUUUUUCAAAGAUAAAUAGCUAAAUAUUUAUUAAUGCAUUCAUUAAAAAUUUUUAUAUUAAAACAUAAUAGCAAUAUGAUGAUGUGGUAUAGACGUUAUAGCACUCAACAAGAAUCCAAAGAAAAAGAAGAGAGUUUUACAAUGGUAAUGAAACAAUUUUGGAGGUUCUUGAGAGAUGCUAGAGUUAUUUCAUACAAGGUGCCAAUUGCACAUGUUAACAGAUUAUUUAUACAAGGAAGCAAAAAUAGUUUCAAAAUUGCUGGGUCGAAUGUAGAAGCAGGAACAACUGUUGAACAAUCAUAUAUUAAUAAAUCAUCAAGACCUUUUACACCUGCAGUUCCUCCUAAUUUGGACAUUUCGAAUAUUGUGUCACAAGCUGACCCAGAAACACUCAGUGAUGAAGAAGAAGCCCUAAUUGAGCUUGAACUUGACGAUGUUCAUAGCACAGAUAGGCCGAUUUUAAUUAGGCAGUUUAUGGAAGCAUUAGUAAGAGUUGCAUUUUUGAAGUAUUCAAAUGGAGGAAAACUCCACUUACUCAAUCAAGCCUCAUUAAAUAUAUUUUUCUAUCAUUUUUUAAAUAAUAAAUUGCCGUUUAUUAAUUAUUUAAAUGUGUUAGAAAAUGCUAAAAUUAACAUAAAAGAAGGAGAAGUUUAUGUUGAAAGGCCACAAAGCCAAAUUGGAUGCGCCUUAUACAAACUAUUUGCUGAAAGACUUGAACCUUUUGCUGGAAAUAAAACAUGCAAAACAAUAGAAGAAGAUAUUGAUAUCGAAGAAGGGUUAUCAGCAAUCCAAUCAAAUGUAGCAGAAGAGCUAUUCCUUAGAUAUGCAAAAACAGACAAAGGUCUUAUAUCAAGAAAAGACAUAACAAUUGAAAUAAAAAGCAUCGUCCAAAUGCUUAAAGAUUCACAUGUAAUUCCAAAGCACAAGUCUUUCGAAGAAGUUUUGGAAAUUGUGGAGAGAUACCACGACCCUGAAUACUCAUAUACAGAAUUAAUUAAAGAAAAAUCGGAUAAGGUUAAAACAAGGGUUCUAAUGAAAUUAUUAGGAUCUGAGCUAACUGAAUACGAAUUUUAUGAAAUUAUUGUACUUAUUGGGUUAAGUAUGGUUGAGAGGACAGAAUUCAUGGAAUCAGAAGAAAGUGAGGAUAGCUAUGCAAGAGAUCGCGUCGAAAAAUUCUUUAAUGAAAUUUUGAUUCCGGGAUUUGGAGCUAAAGCUGAACCUGAACUGUCUGAAGAAGGCGAAAAACCUAAAAUUCAGAGUAAAAAGCCAAAUUUGUCAAAAUAUAUGCUUUGCCAGAUGACUUAACAAAAAUAUGAAUUUAAUGAAAAGAUGGAUAAUUUUCUCAUAAAAAAGUAUAAAAUUACUUAUCCUAAGACUGCUAACUCUCUCAGAAUCCAUAAAUGAGAAAUAUAAAGGUAUUGAUUUUUUAAAAAAAUCAUUGUUUGGACAAUAAGAGUUUUUGGACCCCAUGUCAUUCAAUCGGAACAUUUUCCUCGUGCAAACAUUUCUCGGGUACUUUAGGCAAAAAAUUUCUUUUCUUGGCGAUAAAUUUGAUAGACUUUUGCGAUUUUUCAUAGCAAGGUUAAUCAAGAAAACUUCACAAUUCAUGCUUAAAGGUAGUAAGCAAAAAACAAUUGAAGAAAAUAUAAGGAAGAAGAAGGAAGAGGAAGAAAGAGAAAGCAAAGAAACUGCAAAUAUGGAAAAAGAAGACGUUAAUAUUAAUUUAUCUUAA
Molecule: messenger RNA, 3180 nt
Organism: Blepharisma stoltei
Lineage: Eukaryota; Ciliophora; Heterotrichea; Heterotrichida; Blepharismidae
Source: the annotation of a GenBank genome assembly